CGCAAGUUGUUGUUCAUUCACUGCGGGCUGAGUUUAAUUCAAACAACCCUUUGUAAUUUUUUCUUUCUCUUUUAAAGCUAUUGCCUGCGUAAAUCCAUUUCCUGAGUAAACAACCUACUCGUUUACGGACGCAUAGACAUUUCCCAAAGUUUCAUUGGUCUGCUAGACUCGCCGGCUUUUCUCUGCACUCCACAAUGGAUUUGGUCUGGAGCCUGUGCUUCGUAGGGAGUCUCUGCGCUUGGCUUGCAUCUGCAGAAAGGCACAGUGUAUAUUGGAAUAGAACAAACACCAAGUUCCUAUGGGACGACUAUGCGGUGGAGGUGCGGCUGAACGACUACCUGGACAUCGUGUGCCCCCACUACCCGCUGGGCGAGGUGGCAUCGCAGGAUGCUGAGCGCUACGUGCUCUACAUGGUGGAGCGGGAGGACUACGACGCUUGCAAGCCUCAGUCCUACGACCAGAUGCGCUGGGAGUGCGGCCACCCCUUCGCCCCCCACGCUGCUGAGAAGUUCUCCGAGAAGUUUCAGCGUUUCACCCCCUUCACCCUGGGCAAGGAGUUCCGCCAGGGAGAGAGCUACUACUAUAUCUCCAAACCUCUGCACCACCACGGACAGGAGUGCCUCAGGCUCAGGGUAGACGUCAUAGCUGCUGAUGGAUCUCAAGAGGCCAGGGUUUCAACUGGAAGAGCUGGAGCUGGGGGUGGAGCACACAACGUCUCCAACAGACUGCCUGCAGAUGACCCAGUGGUAAUCCUUCCAGAUGUCCAGAAAAGCGUGCGGACAAAUUCAGGGGUUUCGACAGCAUCCUUCUCUAUUCUCUCAUUGAUGGUGCCAGUCUUAUUAUUACUGUCGUUACAGUGAGACUGAAAGAACUACAGAUCCUAUAGACUUGGAGGGACUACAAUGAAGUUUGUCUGUGGGGAACCACAGACGCAAGACAGUUCUCAAAGCCCAAGUGCUGGUCACUGGGAGAGGGACACUUUUAAUGUUGUAAAUACAGAUGGACACACAUUCACUAAGUGUGCUGAGUGAGACUUUGGAGUUUUGUGAGGAGGCGUUAUACUAUCUCCUUUCUUUUUUAAGAUUCAGUAUUUCCUGGACAGAUUUUGUUCUCUUUAACGUUAGUACUUUUUAAAAAACUUUUUUUUUUUUUACACUCCUCCAAAAAACAUCAUUCGUUUUGGUAAAGUGAGGAAGAAAAAAUGAAGAGGAACAUAAACUGGAAUGGAUGAAGAGCAAUCACUGAAGACAAAGCUAACGGACUUUCCUAUAAUGGACAACUGUUUUUGUAUUUAAUAUGAAUUUGUAUUAGAAAAAACAGCAUUUAGUGCAUCAUCUUCUCUAACCUUUUGAGCCAAAGAAUACAGUGAUCCUCUCUCCUGGAUCUAACUAUUCUAUUCCAACCUUGACUAUUGUGUACUGUUAAUUGUAUUGGUAUUGAGUGGCACUAAAUGUCCAAGUGAUUAUUUCUCUAUGUAGCAUCGACAAAAGCAGGGAAUGUGUUGGCUAACUAUCAAUGUUCCUGUGCAGACUCGACCAUGUGCUUCCACAGCACUAACCAGACAGCACAACAACACACUAUUCAGUUGUCCAGUCUGACUGAGGCACAGACUGACUGACACCCCAAUGCAGACUCCUAAAGGGAGACUACAUGGAAAGCAUCUGUGUGUGUACAUUUUGUGAAAAAACAUGAAUAAAAGUUUGCUGCUGAAAGAUGAACCUAAUAUUGUAAGUUUAUCAAAUGCUAUGUUUACUAAUGGUGAGCUCUCUCUGAGAAAGGAGUGUCCACACGAGUGGGAGAAUGAGUGUUUCAGUGAGAAAGUGUGCGAGGGAGAGAGAGGUCAAACAAAAUGUUAAAUCUGCAAAUGGCAAACGUAUGUUGUGUGUCGCAGCGGAAGGCGUACCUUAUCUGUUUUGUCGGAUAAUGCACUCGUACUGUUUUAAACUAGAUCACUCAGACUGAUCUAUACUUAAGCACAACACUCGCCAGUGUUUCACUAUGUAACUCUGUUUGUUGCAUCUAACUUCAAUCACUAAAAAGUCAACCAUGUAAAAAAAGGAAGACCUUUUUAUUCAGUUCUGAUUUUGAUUGGACAUAAUUUACAAUUUGGUUGUACUUUUUAAUGCAGUUGAGCAUUUUACAAUAAAGCAAAGAUCUUGGGAAAUUCUACUCCGGUGAAAUUAUAGGACUACACCCAUUGAAAUCACAAGACACGGCACCAAUCUUGGCUGCCAAGCUCAACUAGACUUCACAGGGUGGUUUGAACGUCAGACACAACGGUAUAUGACUAACAUUGAGUCAAUCCUUUUUGUUCUUAGAAAACGUGUUACCUUAUUUUGUACAUGUGGUAGUAAAGUGUAUUAUGUGUGUGUGUGUGUGUAUAUAUACAUAGAAUAUUAUAUAAAGAACCCAUUUGAUAAAUGUGACAUUUCCAUGUGAAAUAAAAUAUAUUUUUGAAAACGA
Oncorhynchus keta (chum salmon) is the source of this 2463-nucleotide messenger RNA. RefSeq names its product ephrin-A1-like. Gene Ontology annotation, cellular component: plasma membrane. The record is from RefSeq and is a predicted model, not a curated record. The coding region runs from base 195 to 860 and encodes 221 amino acids. Gene Ontology annotation, molecular function: ephrin receptor binding. Gene Ontology annotation, biological process: ephrin receptor signaling pathway; axon guidance. NCBI's taxonomy places the organism in Eukaryota, Metazoa, Chordata, Actinopteri, Salmoniformes, Salmonidae. The transcript has 5 exons.